AUGGAGCCGCCCAAAGUUAUCGGGUAUAUUUUAAUCGCCGCGGUUCUCUGCACCCUCGGAUACACAGCUAAGCAAGCUGUGGUGUCGAGAAAGUCGAAACUAUGUGGAAACGCCGAGUGUGGAGAAAUUCUGUUCAAAGCACGCGUCAAACGUGUGAUGGGUGUGAACAGUGAUCCGAGUUUUCUAAAUUUGGUCGAAAACGCGGUGAUCUCGGUGGUGGCGGUGAAGUUUAGCGAUCGGCCCGAUAUUAUGGAGGGAAAGCUAAACGACGAGGGUCCCAGUGGCUUCUUCUACGUCGGCGCCAUCGACAUCCUUCCAUUCGCCGAAUUUCUUCGUGCGGCUAUUGAUGAGAAGAAGGAAAUGUUGAUGAUCAGUCAGAACCCCGCGGAUACUGGCGAUAAGCGAAUUGUUGGAUACGUGCAUUCGGAAACUGAUUUAGUGAGAGAUUACAAUGCGAAGAAUGCUCAAGCAGCCGCUGAAAACGGUCUCCCGCCGCCAGAAGCUCUGCCGAUUCCGGAGCCACCGGCCAGUGGACAUGGACAUUCUCAUGGAGGACACGGACAUAGUCAUGGAGGACAUGGGCAUAGUCAUGGACACCCGGCCCCCACUCCAGAACCUGCAAAAGCUCCGGAAAUGACUCCAGAAGUCGUAAAAUCCGCUGAAAAUGCUCCAAAAUCCACUGAAAAUGCUCCAGAAUCCGCUGAAAAUGCUCCAAAAUUGACUGAAAACGCUCCAGAAACCAUCAAAAACGCGCCAGACGUCGCGCCAGACGCCGUCAAAUCUCCAUCUCCUCCACCACCGAAUCUGAAUAAUGUGUUAGGAGGAAAGCCAGAGACAAAAAUUGGAUUAUCUGAUAUGGAUCUGGAAAUUGAGCGAAUGAUACGAGAGGAGGAGGAGCGAAUGGCUGCUGGAAAACAGGAGGAGAAACAGGAGGAUUUGGUGCUCAAAUCGCUGCCAGAAUCGCUGAAAUUCGAGCAAAUUCAGCCAGAAGUCGUUGAGAAUGCUCCAGAAACCGUCGUGACGGCUCCAGAAUCUGUGACGACGACGACAGUGACUCCAGAAGACGUCCCGCCCCCUCCCUUCACUCAGGACACGCCCACCACGGCUCCAAUUGUUCCGAUUGUCGAGGAGCCCGUCCCUACGACCACGCCCCCUCCUUUAGUGCUCCCGGAAGAGCCGGUGCUCACAGAAGGGCUCCCGGAAGAGCCGGUGACUCAGACGGCACCGGUGGAACCACCAGUUGUGGCUCAGGAGGACCUCACGACUCCGCCUCCUCCUCAAAUUGUCGUCGCUGCUGAAACUGCUCCAGAAGUCACCACGACGACGCCUACUCCAGAAUCCCCAGAAUCCGCUCAUCUUCAUCAUGGACACUCGCACGACGGAGCAGAAGGCCACGGGCAUUCUCACGAUGCUCCAGAAGACGUCAGGGUUCCAGAAGUCGUUCCAGAAGACGUGAAAGCUCCAGAAGACGUUCCAGAAGACGUGAAACGAUCGCCAGAAGAGGAGGAAUUCUUGAAAUGGGAAAACGAGCGGAGCAAGAGAGAAGCGGCUCCGGCGGCUCCGUACGAAGAUGCUCAAAGCCACCAAUUCCAGCACAAAUUACCACCGAAUCCACCUGCUUCAGCUGGAAUUUUUGAUUGGAUUCGCAGCGUGUUGUCACUUGGAAAUGUGACCGAUGGAACUGUUCUUCUCUAUAUCAAUCUCACCUUCUUCAUCGCUUCACUCGUUUUCUACGUCAUUGUGAGGAGUCUGUCGACGGGAGGCGAUUCGGAUGUGUUGGAUAGACAAGCCUAUUUCGACUUGGUAACGAAGCACAAGCAGCUCCAAAUUCAAUUGCAACAGAAGGUCGACGAGAAUCAACGUCUUCAACAGAAUGGUGUCCCACAGCAACAACAGAUGCCGGAUAGAGAGCCCGAAUUGAUGGCAUUGAGACAACAAGUGCAAAGUCUUCAAAAUGAGAUCCAAAUGGCGGCCGCUCACCGUCAAGACUAUGAAUCGCACUAUAACCAAAUGAGAGACGCCUUGGAGCAAAAAGAGCAACAAAUUGGCCAAUUAACUGAGGUAAUUAACGAUUAUAAGGAGAGAUUGGAGAGAAGUUCGACGGAAUCUCAAGAAUUCGCUCGUCAACUGGAUUCUGUGAGAUCAGAGCUCACGGAGACUCAACAAUCAUCGUUCGGACGUCAUCAGGAGUUUGUGGAGAAGCAACAGGAAACAGAACGUCUUCAGACGAGAAUUCAGGAGCUCGGAGGGGAAACGAGACAGAUGACGUCGAGAAUUCAGCAUCUGGAGCAAAUUCAGACGACGUUAGAAGUGGAAGUGAAAGAUUUGAAGUCGGAGAACACUGGACUACUUGGGACGAUUCAACAACUUGAAGCUGAAAUUUUGGAGGCGAGCAAGAAUAACGAUGAGGCGGGAGAAUCUGGAGGAUCAGGAUGGUCGGAUUUUGGAGAUACGGAUGAGGUUGAGGUGAAAGAGGAGGAAAAGUUGACUGAGAAGACGCCGGAGAAUACGGAAGAGCUGCGAGCAAAGUAUAAGAAGUAUGGAGAGGAUAUGGAGGAGUUGAGCAAGGCUAAGGUGCGACUAUCUGAGCUGGAGAAGAAGCUCGACGAGACUGAAAAAGAGCUCUCAAAAUACCGUAAUCUCUACGAUCGUCAAAAGGAUCAAGAGAGUCGAGGAGUCACUGAGACGGAUAUCAAACUGAAAACGGCUGAAACUGAGUGCGCCGAGCUGAAAAAACAGAUCGAACGGCUCAAUAAAUUGAAAGAAGAAGCCGAUGAGCGUUUCAGUUCUCUAUCGAAUUCAUAUGGAGCAGUGUUGACAAAAUCUGGAGAGACGAAUAUUCAGUUCCAGUCGUUACGCGAUGAAAAGAACGCUUUGGAGACGAAAUUGAAGGAUAUGGAGGCGGUGAUUGCUAAGAAAGAGGAGAAGAUUCGAGAUGCGGAAAGUGAAGCGAAGAGAGUUCAGGCUGCCUACAAAAAACUCGAAACGAAAUCGUUCCACGACGUGAUGACACUGAAAAAGGAAUGCGAUGAGCUGAAAUCGGCUCAAUAUCUGAGUGGAGGAGGCGGAGGACGUGAUAAUAUGUUCUCAACGAAUCGAUCGAUAUCUCGUACGGAUCGAAUCGCGUCGCCUUUGGUGGACGAACCGAUUUGGGAUGAGCCAGUGGAAUAUCAGACACAGAAUCAGAUGACGUCAUUACCACCACAAGAAAUGGAUUAUUACUCAUCUGGAAGUGGUGUGACGAUGCCGUCUAGAAGACGUUCGACACGUCGAAGUCAUCUGAUUGGAGGAGAAUCACCGUCGGAUCUGGAGAAGAAGAAGAAGGAUCCAACGUCUUCUGGAGUGACACAACAUCGUCGACGCUCCAGAAGUCAGGGACGACAGCAAUAUCCGACGUAUCCGGAUCCAUAUCAAUACGGAAUUCAUCCGGGAUCAUCGGAUUCGAGUUUUCUGUCGAAUCUUGGAGGAUUCCAGCCACUGACGAAACGGCAUAGUAAAAGUGGACAUUUGAGUGGAGGAGGAGGUGGGGGACACUAUUCAUCUGGAGGAUCCAAUGGAGGCAGAAGUCCACCGCCUGAGAUGCCAUUACUCAGUGCUAUCCCACCGCCUGGUGCGAGAAAACCGAUGAGCAAGAGACCUGACUCCGCCCACCACCACGGCAAAUGA
This is a messenger RNA of Caenorhabditis remanei, 3666 nucleotides long. RefSeq lists its product as uncharacterized. NCBI's taxonomy places the organism in Eukaryota, Metazoa, Nematoda, Chromadorea, Rhabditida, Rhabditidae. Bases 1 to 3666 code for a protein of 1221 amino acids. The transcript is spliced from 11 exons. The record is from RefSeq and is a predicted model, not a curated record.